Thlaspi arvense is the source of this 270-nucleotide messenger RNA. NCBI's taxonomy places the organism in Eukaryota, Viridiplantae, Streptophyta, Magnoliopsida, Brassicales, Brassicaceae. The record is from the annotation of a GenBank genome assembly.
AUGGUGACCGGAGAAGCUUUGAUCGCAUAUAGAGCUCUGCUCAGGGCUACCAGGAAGUCAUUCGCCGGAGAUCGCGAGAUGCUUAAGGCUUCGGCCUUCGAGAUCCGUAAGAAAUUCGAAGAGAACCGCCACGUGGUUUCCGAUUCCGACAUCCCUCGCCUUCUCGAAGAAGCGCGUGAGGCGGCUCAAUUCAUUUCCACCAUGAUCGUUCAGGCCAAACUCAACGAACGCGGCGGAUACGGUACUUUUUACGCCGUUUUGACUCAUUAA